GCGAGCUCAGCCUGCCCGGGGAGCGCUCGGCGAGCGGGGAGCGCCAUGGGCAACCUGUGCGGCUGCGGCCGGCGCUGGAAGUGCCCUUCACCUUUCAAAAGGAAGAAAGCAAAGCAAGGAGCUAAUGUGAGGCAGGAGGCGCAGCAGCAGCAGCCUGGCAGCAAGGCUGUCCCAUCAGCAGUGCCCACGUAUGAGGAUGUCCCAGACGUGCCCGUGUAUGCCACGGUGAGCAGGAGGGGAGUCCAGCAGGAGGAGAGCAUCCACUACGCCGACAUCCAGGUGUUGUGCAGGUCCCAGCCGCGCUCAGCCGCCCAGGUGAGGAGCCUGCAGCAGCACCAGCCCACCGAGUACGCCACCCUCAACUUCCCCAGGGCCAGGCUCAAGUACGACAGCAAAAACGGGACCUUGGUCUGA
Melospiza georgiana is the source of this 414-nucleotide messenger RNA. It is a transcript of the gene C27H11orf52, whose product is annotated as chromosome 27 C11orf52 homolog. Lineage: Eukaryota; Metazoa; Chordata; Aves; Passeriformes; Passerellidae. The transcript has 4 exons. The record is from RefSeq and is a predicted model, not a curated record. Gene Ontology annotation, cellular component: extracellular exosome. The coding region runs from base 46 to 414 and encodes 122 amino acids.